Messenger RNA from Gadus morhua (Atlantic cod), 1742 nucleotides. RefSeq names its product zinc finger protein 501-like. Gene Ontology annotation, cellular component: nucleus. NCBI's taxonomy places the organism in Eukaryota, Metazoa, Chordata, Actinopteri, Gadiformes, Gadidae. Bases 111 to 1211 code for a protein of 366 amino acids. The transcript has 2 exons. Gene Ontology annotation, molecular function: DNA-binding transcription factor activity, RNA polymerase II-specific; RNA polymerase II transcription regulatory region sequence-specific DNA binding. The record is from RefSeq and is a predicted model, not a curated record. Gene Ontology annotation, biological process: regulation of transcription by RNA polymerase II.
CCAAGCACUUCCGGGUCAUCUCCAUAGGAAAGGGAAGUCUUUUUCGACCGCUCGUAUAUUGUAUUCUAUUGUAGGUUUUUAUCCACAACAAUAUCAAUUUGUUAAUAAACAUGUCACCGUGCGGCCCAACUUUGGAAGAACAGCUUUCGUCCAUAAUGGAUUUACUUGCGAAAGGUGCUGUAUCUGAGAUUAGCCAACUGUUCUUGGAAGGCUCGGCUACGAUUCGCUUGCAAUUAACUCGGAGCAUGAAAGAAAACCAAGCGCUGAGGAGGAGGAUGAAGGUGAUGAGGAGUAAGAUAUUUUCUUUGCGGCUUCAAACGAGAUCAAAUGCAUCGUGUGCAGCCAGACAUUUUGCCCUGGCUCGAGCCAUCGUCUGCAAACCACAGACUACUAAACCACUGGGAAAUGAAGACUGCGAUGAGUUUGGAGACUGCAGCACACAACACGGCGCCACCUUGGAUAGUCUGCAUGUGGAAGCCCCUGGCUCCUCCCACAUGUCCAGUAACAGCGAGGAGCUGCGGAUCCUGAGUGUCCACGGAAAAGGGGAGUACCCACUGGCGGUGGACGGCCAUGACAACCUCUUCACCGUGUUCAAACUGGAGACUCUGAGCUCGCUGUCUGCGGAACACAGCGUGGCAAAGAGACUGGAGGGUGGCGAGCAGCUGGUCCACCGUGAGGAGCUGACUGGGCAUCGGGGCGGCGGCAAGGACCGGCCCGCUGUGUUGUCUGGCGAGUGUUUUCCCGACAAAACCAAUAUGGUCAUCCACAGGCGUACCCACACCGGCGAGAAGCCGUACGGGUGCGACCAGUGCACGGAGCGCUUCAAACUGAAAGACAGCCUGAAGAGCCACAUGAGGAGGACUCACUCCGGGGAGAAGCCCUACAGGUGUGAUCAAUGCGUGAAGUGCUACUAUAGGAGCUCUCACCUGAAGAGGCACAUGAAGACUCACUCCGGGGAGAAGCCCUACAGGUGUGACCAAUGCGUGAAGCGCUUCAGUCGUAGUUGCAUCCUGAAGGAACACUUGAGGACUCACUCCGGGGAGAAGCCCUACAGGUGUAACCAAUGCGUGAAGCGCUUCAUUUCGAGCUCUCACCUGAAUGUCCACAUGAGGACUCACUCCGGGGAGAAGCCCUACAGGUGUAACCAAUGCGUGAAGCGCUUCAGUCAGAGCUCCGCCCUGAAGAGACACAUGAGGACUCACUACGGGUAGAAGCCCUACAGGUGUAACCAAUGCGUGAAGCGCUUCAUUUCGAGCUCUCACCUGAAGAGCCACAUGAGGACUCACUCCGGGGAGAAGCCCAACAGGUGUAACCAAUGCGUGAAGCGCUUCAGUCGGAGCUCCGCCCUGAAUAGACACAUGAGGACUCACUCCGGGGAGAAGCCCUGAAGGUGCAACACCAGCCUCAGUGACCCUAGCAAUUUGCGUUGGCACAUGCUUAAGCACAGAGGCAAUGGGGUGCUUUGACACGGGCAAUGGGACCUUUUAAUUCACACCUCUAUCCUGUUUUUGUCUGCUGUAGUUAUUUUUUAUUCAUGAUUAUAGACGCUUUCCAACUUUUCGUUCGUUUCGUUUACUCUUUUAUUGUUGUAAAUAAUUGAUUUCUGUGUGAAGGUGAGGGGUAUUGACCAACGUGGAGAUUUUAGGAUUGGCCAGAGGAGCGAACAAGUUGAAUUGCAAUACACUGUGGGUGAAGUGGACUUGGCUGCAAGACAAUUAAAGGAAUCUACAAAAAAAAAGUCA